AUGGAACACCGCAGUUCACCGGCCAAGUCUCUGCCCCAGCGAAAGGGCAUCACCACCCCGCAACUCAGUUGUGAGCUCUGUCGCAAGCGCAAGGUUAAAUGCGACAAGCUCAACCCAUGUACCAACUGUGCUACUAUUGGAACUGCCUGUAUUCCCAUAUAUCGAACGCGACUGCCCCGGGGCCGACAUGCCAAUCGUGCGCGCCUAGUGUCAUCGCCUCCUCCGCCCACAACAGGGUCCGGGGAGACCGAGCGGCUGGCUCAGUCUACCGUACCAGUCAAUGAAGAUCUCCAAGAGAGGAUAUAUCGCCUGGAAGCCCUCAUCCAGGGUAUGAGUUCAACCGGGACGCCAUUGGCGAGUUCGCGGGAACAAUCUGCCCAUCUAUCUGAUACAACAACGUUCCCAUUGGAGCCGAUUGAUGCCCCCAUUUUGAAUACUUCGACGGUUCCCAAACGCCUCAUGCUGCAACGUCCCGAUCAGUUCUGGGCAGACUUAGUGGAUGAAAUCCACGGCCUCCGCGAUGUCGUCGAAUCGUCACUGGGUGAAGGAGAAGAGGGCCCGAUACCCCCAUCUGACUCGGCCAAGAUUAAGCCACCCAACGACAACGGGAUUCAGGUACUUGGGCUGGGCGCUAGCGAUCCACCCGCACUUCCACGGUCCCUUAUUUCGCCACAUGAUCCCGCAGUCAAGCGCCAGCUGUUUGAGGUCUAUCUUCAGCAGGUUGACCCCGUGAUCAAAAUCCUCCAUCGUCCGUCUCUGAACCGGUGGAUGGUCCACGGAGAACCAUAUCUAGCCUAUACCGAGGGUCACCCAUCGGUGGAGGCGCUGGGUUCGGCUGUCUGCUACUCAGCCGUCAGCAGCAUGACUGAGAACCAGUGCUUAGCCAUGUUUCAUUCUAAAAAGGCGGAUUUGGCGGCCGAGUCUCGCGUGGCCUGUGAGACGGCGAUUGGGCAGGCAGGCUUACUCUCCACCCGCGAUAUUACCGUCCUGCAAGCAUUUAUCCUGUAUUUGGUGGCUAGGAGAUCAGAAGACCGCACUCAAGCCGUCUGGACCUUGAUCGCGGUGGCAGUACGAAUUGGCAAAAGCCUCGGUCUCUAUCUAGACCCUGAUACGGAGACAUUUUUCAAUCAGCAGAUGCGAAGACGCCUCUGGUUUACCAUCUGCCUGAUGGACCUACAGGCCUCAUUCUUCCAGGCAUCCGAACCACUCAUUAGCGUCGACGAGUCCUCGUCCACGGCCCUCCCACAACACAUCAAUGACUCGGAUUUUGAUCCCACCACCACGCACAAUGACCCGAACCCGGAGGGCCUCACAGAUACGACUUUUGCACUGGUCACUUACCACGCCCAGCGGAUGGGACGUCUGCUCAACUUUGGCGGGCACGAUCACAAGGAAGCGCUCCGCCUUCUUCAUUUCUGUGACCCCGAAGCUUCGGCAUACGCUUGGUUUACCUGGCAUGGCACGCAGAGUCUUAUCGCAACGGCACGGCUGGCAGCCCUGCGGCCUCUCCAGUGGCCCGGGCAGGCGCCGCCCCGUCGCCGGAAGGGCAACACUGAGCUUCUGCGCCUCUGCCUUCCGGUGCUGGAAAAAGCACAGCUCAUGCACACUGACCCCCGUGCUAAGGGUUUCCGCUGGUAUGUGACCAUCCCCUGGCACGCGCUGGCGAUCGCUAUGGCCGAAUGUUAUGUGAGCAGCGACGCGGCCUUGGUGCAAAACGCCUGGCCGCUGGUCGAGUCGUCGUACCUGCAGCAUGAGGCGACUUUGGGCCAGUCCCACGGCGGCCACCCCUUUCGCGUUCCCAGGACUCAAUCGACCGCAGAGUAG
This is a messenger RNA of Penicillium cinerascens, 1824 nucleotides long. It is a transcript of the gene nscR, whose product is annotated as Zn(II)2Cys6 domain-containing transcription factor nscR. The transcript is spliced from 5 exons. The record is from RefSeq and is a predicted model, not a curated record. NCBI's taxonomy places the organism in Eukaryota, Fungi, Ascomycota, Eurotiomycetes, Eurotiales, Aspergillaceae. Gene Ontology annotation, biological process: DNA-templated transcription; regulation of DNA-templated transcription. Gene Ontology annotation, molecular function: DNA-binding transcription factor activity, RNA polymerase II-specific; zinc ion binding; DNA binding. Bases 1 to 1824 code for a protein of 607 amino acids.